Messenger RNA from Leopardus geoffroyi (Geoffroy's cat), 1305 nucleotides. It is a transcript of the gene KRT40, whose product is annotated as keratin 40. NCBI's taxonomy places the organism in Eukaryota, Metazoa, Chordata, Mammalia, Carnivora, Felidae. The record is from RefSeq and is a predicted model, not a curated record. Bases 1 to 1296 code for a protein of 431 amino acids. The transcript is spliced from 7 exons. Gene Ontology annotation, molecular function: structural molecule activity.
AUGACUUCGGACUGCUCCCCUACGUGCUGCUCCUCUGAAUCCUGUGCCACAGCUUCCGACUGUGUGUUCGCUUCACCCUGUUCCAUGGAAACCACUCACCUCCCCAGCGCCCAAGCCACCUCCAGAGGCCAGACCCCUAGCUUCCUAGCUGGGUCUCGCUUGGCAACCGGCUGUGUCACACCGUGCUACUUGGCUGGGAAUUGUCACAUUCCGUGCUUGGUGGGGAGCGGUGCUUGGUGUGAGGAUGGGAUGUUCAACAGCAACGAGAAGGAGACGAUGCAGUUCCUGAACGACAGACUCGCCAACUACCUGGAGAAGGUGCGAGGCCUGGAGGAGAUGAACGCGGAGCUGGAGUGCAGGAUCCGAGAACAGUGUGAAGGGGAGGUCCCCCUGGUGUGCCCCGAUUAUCAGUGUUACUUCGACACCAUUGAAGAUCUCCAGCAAAAGAUCUUGUGCACAAAGGCAGAGAAUUCUAGACUUGCUGUUCAGCUUGAUAACUGCAAACUGGCUGCCGAUGACUUUAGGUCAAAGUACGAGUCUGAACUGUCUCUUCGCCAGCUGCUGGAGACGGACAUUGGCGGCCUGCGUGGGAUCCUGGGUGAGUUGACUCUGUGCAAAGCCGAUCUGGAGGCCCACGUGGAGUCUCUGAAGGACGAUCUCCUAUGCCUUAAGAAAAACCACGAAGAGGAGGUCAACUUGCUUCGCGGACAGCUGGGUGACCGACUCAGCGUGGAGCUGGACACUGCCCCCACCGUCGACCUCAACAGGGUCCUGGAUGAGAUGCGCUGUCAGUAUGAAACGGUGCUCGCCAACAACCGCAGAGACGUGGAAGAAUGGUUCGCUGUUCAGACAGAGGAGCUGAAUCAGCAGCAGCUGUGCAGCACGGAGCAGCUGCAGGACUGCCAGACAGAGAUCCUGGAACUGAAACGCACAGCCAACGCUCUGGAAAUUGAGCUCCAAGCACAGCAAAGCCUGACAGAAUCUCUGGGAUGCACUGUGGCGGAGACUGAGGCCCAGUACGGCGCGCAGCUGGCCCAGAUGCAGUGCCUGAUCGAUAACGUGGAGAACCAGCUGGCCGAGAUCCGCUGUGACCUGGAGCGGCAGAACCGGGAGUACGAGGUGCUGCUGGACACAAAGGCCCGGCUGGAGUGUGAGAUCAACACGUACCGGGGUCUCCUUGAGAGUGAGGACAGCAGGCUUCCCUGUCACCCAUGUUCUACCACAAGCACGUCAGACAACACUUGUGAGCCAUACUCCGCGUAUGUGAUCUGCACGCUCGAAAACUGCUGCGUGUGAAUGCUAAAC